AUGAUACUUAUGGUUUUUGUUGCAAAAUACCCUUAUCCUGCCUCACUUACAUUCGCUAUGCCAUUUACACAAAUCAUCAAAUCUUAUUUCCAAUGAUUGUUUCUCAUUGUCAAUAAGUUUUCAACCUCACCUAGAUGCUUCUCAUCACCCAUUGAUAUACAUUACUAAACACCUUCAAAAAUCCUCAUUCUUGUUAAUCGGAGAUCACCUCCACCAUUGGUCAUGGCUAGUCAACCUAAUUACAACCCUUCUUUUGUCCAUAUUCGCAACCUUACCGUUACUCACAAAUAACAUAUUGUGUCGAUCAUUUCUCAUAGUUGUUAAGGGUAAUGAUUGUCCAUUCACAUUCGCAUUUUCUCUUAUUCACAUACACGUACAACUGUAGAAUUGAUGAGGUUCUUGCCAUUUGAGAAUUCCUACAAAUCGUUACUCUAAAAGAAUAUGAUAAUUAAUAUGUUCCAUUUGUCUUAACUAUGGGAGGGUUGGAGGGCUCUAAAAUAUUACAAGUGAGAAAGAAAGUUUGGGUUCCAUUUAGUAUAUAUUUCAAAGGGUUGAAGGGUUCAAAAUUAGCAUUGACAGGGCAUAAACGCAGCACACAACAUUGUCAAUCGAACACAACAUGCAGGCCUAACAUGGUCCAGAAACACAAUUUUAAACUACAUGAAAAGGAGUUACAACCACAAUUUCAAAUCACAUGAAGAGAAUGAGUCGAUUCAUAGCCAUUUUCUUCUUAAGUGCUGAGGCUCAACAAUGUUGCACUCAUAUACUUACACAAUGUCAAGAAAUCUUAGAAGGGAUCAAUUACUUUAUUUGAAGAGAAAUUCAUCAUUCACUACAAACUUAUUUUUCAUUGGCAUUGGUUAAUCAACUACUGAAUAUUGGGAAGAAAGGUGGUACACUUGUGUAAGCAAAUUCCAUUGUGAGAAAGGAAGUUGUUCUAAAAAAUGACGCCCAUUUUAAUGUUAUUUUCUGGCAUAAGGAAUACUCUCGCAAAUGAUGAAUUAGGCUGGGAAAUCCUCAAUAUUUCACUCCCUACUACUUUGGCUUUGGCAGCAGAUCCUAUUGCUUCUCUAAUUGAUACCGCAUUCAUCGGUCACAUAGGUCCUGUGGAGCUUGCUGCUGUGGGAGUCUCAAUUGCUAUUUUCAAUCAAAUAUCAAAAAUUACAAUAAUUCCAUUGGUCAGUGUUACAACCUCUUUGGUUGCUGAGGAAGAUGCUACUGAUGAAGUACGGUCAGAAAAAGAAAUGUUGAUCAAGGACUCUUCUGUAAAUGUAGAUGAAAAGUUAGAUGUACAAGACCAAGCUGAGAAAGGAGGCAGCUCUUCGUCAACUAAUGUUGACAAAGAGGCUAAUAAACUUGGUCAAGACAAAAGCUAUAUUCCAUCUGCAUCAUCGGGAAUAGUUAUUGGUGGUGUGCUUGGGGUCCUACAAGCUCUCUUUAUCAUUUUUACAGCUAAACCAUUGUUGAAUUACAUGGGCCUUCAUUCUAAUUUUCCUAUGUUCAAACCAGCACAACAAUACUUGACAUUAAGGUCAUUUGGUGCACCAGCGGUUAUUAUUUCUAUGGCAAUUCAAGGAGUUUUUCGUGGAAUCAAAGACACAAGAACUCCUUUAUAUGCUACUGUAAUAGGAGAUGUAACAAAUGUCAUUUUAGAUCCAUUACUUAUGUUCGUUCUGCGGUUGGGAGUCAGUGGGGCAGCCAUUGCCCACAUUAUCUCGCAGUACUUGAUUUCCAUAAUACUAUUGUGGAGUUUAGUGAAACAAGUUGUUCUUCUACCUCCAAGUAUCCAAGACUUUCAAUUUGGGAAGAUUCUGAAAAAUGGGUUUCUGUUAUUGAUUAAAGUUGCAGCUGUGACUUUCUGUGUGACCUUGUCAGCAUCCCUAGCAGCAAGGCAAGGAUCAAUAACAAUGGCUGCAUUUCAAAUUUGCUUACAGAUUUGGAUGGCAACCUCUUUGCUUGCUGAUGGAUUGGCUGUUGCUGGACAAGCUAUUAUUGCAAGUGCAUUUGCAAGAAAGGAUUACCAAAAGGUUAUCACAUCUGCCUCACGUGUGCUACUGCUUGGCUUGAUGCUUGGGUUGGGGCUCUCAAUUCUUCUUUUAAGUAUACUACCUUUUGCUUCUAAGUUAUUUACAAAUGACAUCAAUGUUCUGCAACUUAUUAGUAUUGGCAUUCCGUAUGUUGCUGCAACUCAACCCAUCAAUGUUCUAGCAUUUAUUUUUGAUGGACUCAACUACGGAGCUUCAGAUUUCUCAUACUCUGCUUACUCAAUGAUUAUGGUAGCAUUGGUGAGCAUAUUUUGCUUAUUUAUGCUGUCCUCAAGCCUUGGCUUUACUGGUAUCUGGAUUGCGUUGUCUAUUUACAUGACUCUAAGGAUAUUUGCAGGCUUUUGGAGGAUUGGUACAGGAUCAGGACCUUGGAGUUUCCUUAAGAAUCAGGACCUUUCACUGCAGUAGUUCCAUCCCUUUACCAAACCAUUAUGACUAGGUUUUCUGAUUCUCAUGUGCAGUUACUUAACAAUACUUCCAUCAUGGAGUACUAGUACUCCAACCAUUGAUUGCUCCCUUCUUAGGUUGGGGUUGCUUUUUCAAAUAAUUAUUUUUAUUCAAAAUGAUUAUUUUACUCCACAUGCAUAGGUAUAAAUGUAUAUUCAAGACAAUGUUUUUCCAGACACGAAAUUUUUAUUGAUUAUAAAUGUUUUUCUUUUCAAUUGAAA
Molecule: messenger RNA, 2713 nt
Organism: Cajanus cajan (pigeon pea)
Lineage: Eukaryota; Viridiplantae; Streptophyta; Magnoliopsida; Fabales; Fabaceae
Product: protein DETOXIFICATION 42
Biological process (GO): transmembrane transport
Cellular component (GO): membrane
Molecular function (GO): xenobiotic transmembrane transporter activity; antiporter activity
Source: RefSeq, a predicted model, not a curated record